Eruca vesicaria subsp. sativa (arugula) is the source of this 675-nucleotide messenger RNA. The record is from the annotation of a GenBank genome assembly. Lineage: Eukaryota; Viridiplantae; Streptophyta; Magnoliopsida; Brassicales; Brassicaceae.
AUGCUUGUAGUUCUGGACGGGGGUUUCGCCGGCAUCUCACCUGCUCUGCUUGAGAGGUUGCAGAUCUGGUGGCGGUGUUUGUGUUCUGGAAUCUCGGCGAGGUUAACCGGUGAGGCAGUGGAAAGGAGUCGGCUUUUUAGGCGCGUGAAGGAUUUUUGGAGGUUCGGAAAUGGUGAGUCGUUUAUGGCUAUGGCGUGUGAUGCUUCUCCUGUCCUCUUCGCUUUCUACACUCUCUACCAGAGUCCCGUGGAGGUGCUCUUACAGUCACUCCUUAGAACUGGUCUUUGGUUCUCAAAGCCGGGCUUGAGGCGAUUUCAUCCGGUUUGUCGGGUUGUUCUACGACUCCAGGUGAAAGAGCUUUUAGGCUUCCGUUCCGCUGCUAUCCCAGACCCGUCUUUCUUUUGUUGCUGGCAGAGGUGGUCGCUUCUAUCCUGCAACUUUGGCGUUGGAGGCGAGUGUAUAGUCGGGUUUUUAGCAUACACCUCGGUUUGUGUCUCUCAACCCUUUCUCCUCUCUUGCGUCUUGUGCAUCAAUGAUGGUUAUGAUUACAAGCUUAGACAAGUUCAUCAAGGACUAGCUACUCCGGAGACGUCAUGGGUAGACCCCGGCAUCCGAAGAAAUGAGGUGAAUCUCUCCUUCCCGUGGUCAUCGUCAAAGGUAGAGAACGGUACUUGA